Molecule: messenger RNA, 2068 nt
Organism: Myotis davidii
Lineage: Eukaryota; Metazoa; Chordata; Mammalia; Chiroptera; Vespertilionidae
Gene: ARID5A
Product: AT-rich interaction domain 5A
Exons: 5
Coding region: 185-1702 (505 amino acids)
Biological process (GO): regulation of transcription by RNA polymerase II
Cellular component (GO): nucleus
Molecular function (GO): transcription cis-regulatory region binding
Source: RefSeq, a predicted model, not a curated record
UUCUUCCUCUCCUCACAGCACCUCCUGCCGAAGGGAAAAGGAGACAGUCAGAGGGGGACGACCCCCCAGACCCACUGGUGUCCCCUCAACCUGAUGGUGAGCAGAGCAGGAGCCAGAGCCCAAUCCAGCUGGAGUUAACCUGUGGAAGAUCUACAAGGCCGUGGAGAAGCUGGGGGCCUACGAGAUGGUGACCGGCCGCCGCCUCUGGAAGAACGUGUAUGACGAGCUGGGGGGCAGCCCAGGCAGCACCAGUGCGGCCACGUGCACUAGGCGCCACUACGAGAGGCUGGUCCUCCCAUACGUGCGGCACCUGAAGGGGGAGGAUGACAAGCCGCUGCCCCCCUCCAAGCCCAGAAAACAAUACAAGAUGGCCAAGGAGCCUCGAGGGGACGACGGGGCCACCGAGAGGCUGAAGGCCAAGGAGGAGCAGCUGGGCCAGGUGAGCCCCGAGCCCCAGAGCCACCAGAUGAUGCCAGGAAGGACCAAGAUCAACCCCAUCGACCUGGUGAGGCCCCCCAGCCAGGAGCCACCCCAGGACAGAACCGAACAACCAGACCCAGCUCCCGGGUCCUCUCUGCCCUUCGUGGGUGCCAGCGGCUGCCCUGAGGCCUACAAGCGGCUCCUGUCCAGUUUUUACUGCAAAGAGACACAUGGCAUCAUGUCACCACUGGCCAAGAAGAAGCUCCUGGCCCAGGUGAGCAAGGCAGAAGCCUUGCAGUGCCAGGAGGAGAGCUGUCGCCACGGGGCAGGUAGCCCGAAUGGGGAACCCCAGGCGUCCCCGGCUGCUCGCCCCCCAGAGAGUCCCCGGAGCCCAGGAGGGUCACCUGAGAACCACAGGCACCAGCUGGCCCCUCAGGAGGGGUCACAGGGCCCUGGUGGCAGCCUCGGGGAGGAGGCUCAGGUGGGCCCCCACCUGCCAGCCCCCACCUUCACCGGCUGUUUCCAUGCCUACCCCACCAAGGUGCUCAAGCCCAUCAGCCAGCACCCCCGGGACUUCUUUCCCCAUCUCAAAGAUGGGGUGCUCUGGGAAUCCCCUGGCAAAGAGGAGGGGCUGCCAGUCAAAGAGUCGGCGCUGGUGUGGGGUGGGGAUGUCAACCGUCCCUCUGCAUUCCACAGAGGGGGCUCCAGAAAAGGCAGCGUUUGCCCCAGGCCCAAAGCCUGCUGGGUGUCCCCCAUGUCCAAGCUUCCUGCGGAGAGCCCCGUGCCCCUGCCCGCGUUCCCUGGCAGCUCAGGCCUCGGCAAGCGCAGCCGAGAGGAAGAGGGCUUUGUCCCUGGUGGCAAAAAACUGCAGGCAGUGCCUCCCUUUCUCAAGGAGGCGGAUGCCAAGGAGUGUGGGGCCAAGUCUGUGGGGCCUGGCUUGGCCGUCUCCUGCUUGCUGGGCCCAGCCCUGGGGCCUGCCCUCCCAGAGGCCUACAGGGGCACCAUGAUGCGCUGCCCACUGAACUUCACUGGCACCCCGGACCCCUUAAAGGGCCAGGCUCCGUUCCCCUUCAGCCCCCUGGUCAUCCCAGCCUUCCCGGCUCACUUCCUGGCCACUACAGCCCCCUCGCCCAUGGCCGCUGGCCUCAUGCACUUCCCCCCAGCAUCCUUCGACAGUACCCUCCGCCACAGACAUUGCCCAGCCUCAUCGGCAUGGCACGUGCCACCUGCCACAACCUAUGCAGCACCCCACUUCUCUUUCCACCUUAAUACCAAGCUGUAGGUUGGAGCCACCGCUCUGCACUGCUGUGGGGAGUCUGAUGCAGCCUGAGAUGGCGGCACUGCCGGGGGGCUUUGGGCUGGAAGCCCAUUCCUCAGGGGAGCUUGGCUGUGCCCAAUGCAAGAACAGGCCCAUGGGGGGCAGCCUGGCUCAGAGGGUGGCAGUGGGGUUUGUCUUGGUAGCCUGGGAGCUGGGGUCCAGUUGUAGGAAGGCCUUAGGAGAAGCUGGUGCAGGGCAGGGCUGGCAGCACCCAGCUGGGCCCCAGAGCGGAGGCCAGGAACGGGGUGAGGGGCUGAGAAGCCAGCUGGUAGCUUGAGGCAUCCAGACACCCACAGAAAACCCAAUAAAAUGCCAUGUGAAUCCACUGCC